Molecule: messenger RNA, 1963 nt
Organism: Diospyros lotus (date-plum)
Lineage: Eukaryota; Viridiplantae; Streptophyta; Magnoliopsida; Ericales; Ebenaceae
Product: peptide chain release factor 1, mitochondrial
Exons: 11
Coding region: 100-1380 (426 amino acids)
Biological process (GO): translational termination
Molecular function (GO): translation release factor activity, codon specific
Source: RefSeq, a predicted model, not a curated record
AUUGAGGCAGAGGUCUCCCUCUGCGUAUCAUUUUCUCUCCUCUUAAGUUAAAGCCCUAAACCCUCUAAUCUGGGCUUCCAUUUUCAAGAGUCAAAGAGAAUGAGAAUUCGACGCUUCCCAUGGAGGAGCAAUCUGACUCUUCAUUUUAAAGGAUUUGAUUACUUUUUCAGUUCGCAUAAGGAUUUUCGGAAUCAACGAUUGCUUUUGCGACCAGCCAGCCCCAGGAGCAUGACCAUCUUCCCCAAUCCUCGACCCUAUUCCACCGAGGUGCAAACUGAACUAUCGCCCCAGUUAAUCAAGAUUAUGGACAAAAGGCUGUCGGCAAUUGAACACAGGAGCGUGUAUCUUAUGGAUCUCAUUAAUCAGCCAGAAGCCUCACCAACAGAGUACUCAAGAGCCAAUAAGGAACUCCAGAAACUCAGGGGUUCGAUGGAUCUAAUAAAUGAGUUGAGAACUAAACAGAAGGAGAUUGAGGGUUUGAAGUCACUAAUAGCUGAAUGUACAGAAGACAAAGAAAUGCUGGAAAUGGCAACUGGCGAAUUUUGUCAAGCCAUGGAAGAAGAGAGAAGACUGCAGAAUCAGCUGCUAAAGUCAUUACUUCCCAAGGAUGAUGCUGAUGAACGAGACUGUAUUUUGGAGGUGAGAGCAGGAACUGGAGGUGAAGAGGCCUCCUUGUUUGCAAUGGACAUAUUCAAGAUGUAUGAGAGAUUCUCAUUGAAGAAAGGUUGGAAGUUUGAUGUUGUAGAAAUAACUGAGUCUGAUCUUAAAGGAUACAAGGAAGCUAGUGCAGCAAUAUCAGGAGCUGGUGUGUAUGGGAAACUUAAAUUUGAGAGUGGAAUUCACAGAGUGCAGCGAGUUCCUGUGACUGAGAAAUCUGGACGUGUUCAUACCAGUGCUGUUUCCGUUGCUAUCCUUCCUCAGGCUGAUGAGGUAGAUGUCCAGUUGAGGCAUGAAGAUUUGAGGAUUGAUACAUACAGAUCUGGUGGUUCAGGUGGUCAGCAUGCAAAUACUACUAACAGUGCUGUGAGAAUAACUCAUAUUCCAUCUGGUAUUACAGUCUCCAUACAAGAUGAACGAUCACAACAUAUGAACAAGGCUAAAGCACUCAAGGUACUAUGUGCACGGCUAUAUGAAAUGGAAAGAUCUAGAAUCCAGACCAACCGAUCAAAACUUCGAUCAGAGCAGAUUGGUAGUGGGGACAGGUCAGAGCGUAUACGUACGUAUAACUUCCCACAAGGGCGCGUUACUGAUCACCGUAUUGGCAUCACUCAUCAUUCAAUAAAUGAUGUAAUGCAGGGAGAGAAUCUGGAUAUCUUUGUUGAUGCUCUUCUUCUGCAGCAGGAAAUGGAUGCAAUUGCAUCUUUCAGCUCUGCCCAAUGAAGUCAAGGUCUCUUUCUGUAGACCUCGACGACGACGACUUUCCUGCUUAUUAUAUUUUCCCUUUUUUUCUCACUCUCUGAAGGCACAGGUGUUUUCUUUACUUUCUUCUUCUUAACUGAAUUAGUAACAGCUUCAAGAGAUGCGAUAGCAUAACAGCCAAAGAUUUGGGUCGGUCGUAGCCCGCCCUUAUUGGUGGCUGGCUACCUGAAAGAGUGGCGUUUCCUCACUUAUUACGUCCAUGUGCAAUUGGCCUGUCAAUUUCAAGUAUCAACAAGACUGAUUCAGUGCUUGCUGUGUUUAAAUUACCAUGGACUGGCCAACAUAUGGUGAAUCUUCUGCAUUGCAUGCCCUAUUUGUUUGAACGUACGAGAUCAAGAGUUGCUGGUAAAGGUCGCUUGAAUCUAUUGGUAGAAUUCCAUCUCAAUUUCGAGAUCAAGACUGAUUAUAUUAUUAAGGCUUUAGAGUUUGGAAACCAUUCACUGCAAGAAAUUUAGGAUUUAGUGACGGAUUUUUAGUGACAUUAUUUUUGCUGUUUUGUGAAGAAACAAUGAUGGAUUAUGCAAAAAGAAUUUUGUAAAAUUAG